Messenger RNA from Homo sapiens (human), 2879 nucleotides. It is a transcript of the gene GCK, whose product is annotated as glucokinase. Gene Ontology annotation, biological process: hexose metabolic process; calcium ion import; glycolytic process. Gene Ontology annotation, cellular component: mitochondrion; nucleus; cytosol. The coding region runs from base 487 to 1857 and encodes 456 amino acids. NCBI's taxonomy places the organism in Eukaryota, Metazoa, Chordata, Mammalia, Primates, Hominidae. The transcript has 11 exons. The record is from RefSeq and is marked reviewed. Gene Ontology annotation, molecular function: mannokinase activity; glucokinase activity; hexokinase activity.
ACUCCACACCUGGCUGGAGCAGGAAAUGCCGAGCGGCGCCUGAGCCCCAGGGAAGCAGGCUAGGAUGUGAGAGACACAGUCACCUGCAGCCUAAUUACUCAAAAGCUGUCCCCAGGUCACAGAAGGGAGAGGACAUUUCCCACUGAAUCUGUCUGAAGGACACUAAGCCCCACAGCUCAACACAACCAGGAGAGAAAGCGCUGAGGACGCCACCCAAGCGCCCAGCAAUGGCCCUGCCUGGAGAACAUCCAGGCUCAGUGAGGAAGGGUCCAGAAGGGAAUGCUUGCCGACUCGUUGGAGAACAAUGAAAAGGAGGAAACUGUGACUGAACCUCAAACCCCAAACCAGCCCGAGGAGAACCACAUUCUCCCAGGGACCCAGGGCGGGCCGUGACCCCUGCGGCGGAGAAGCCUUGGAUAUUUCCACUUCAGAAGCCUACUGGGGAAGGCUGAGGGGUCCCAGCUCCCCACGCUGGCUGCUGUGCAGAUGCUGGACGACAGAGCCAGGAUGGAGGCCGCCAAGAAGGAGAAGGUAGAGCAGAUCCUGGCAGAGUUCCAGCUGCAGGAGGAGGACCUGAAGAAGGUGAUGAGACGGAUGCAGAAGGAGAUGGACCGCGGCCUGAGGCUGGAGACCCAUGAAGAGGCCAGUGUGAAGAUGCUGCCCACCUACGUGCGCUCCACCCCAGAAGGCUCAGAAGUCGGGGACUUCCUCUCCCUGGACCUGGGUGGCACUAACUUCAGGGUGAUGCUGGUGAAGGUGGGAGAAGGUGAGGAGGGGCAGUGGAGCGUGAAGACCAAACACCAGAUGUACUCCAUCCCCGAGGACGCCAUGACCGGCACUGCUGAGAUGCUCUUCGACUACAUCUCUGAGUGCAUCUCCGACUUCCUGGACAAGCAUCAGAUGAAACACAAGAAGCUGCCCCUGGGCUUCACCUUCUCCUUUCCUGUGAGGCACGAAGACAUCGAUAAGGGCAUCCUUCUCAACUGGACCAAGGGCUUCAAGGCCUCAGGAGCAGAAGGGAACAAUGUCGUGGGGCUUCUGCGAGACGCUAUCAAACGGAGAGGGGACUUUGAAAUGGAUGUGGUGGCAAUGGUGAAUGACACGGUGGCCACGAUGAUCUCCUGCUACUACGAAGACCAUCAGUGCGAGGUCGGCAUGAUCGUGGGCACGGGCUGCAAUGCCUGCUACAUGGAGGAGAUGCAGAAUGUGGAGCUGGUGGAGGGGGACGAGGGCCGCAUGUGCGUCAAUACCGAGUGGGGCGCCUUCGGGGACUCCGGCGAGCUGGACGAGUUCCUGCUGGAGUAUGACCGCCUGGUGGACGAGAGCUCUGCAAACCCCGGUCAGCAGCUGUAUGAGAAGCUCAUAGGUGGCAAGUACAUGGGCGAGCUGGUGCGGCUUGUGCUGCUCAGGCUCGUGGACGAAAACCUGCUCUUCCACGGGGAGGCCUCCGAGCAGCUGCGCACACGCGGAGCCUUCGAGACGCGCUUCGUGUCGCAGGUGGAGAGCGACACGGGCGACCGCAAGCAGAUCUACAACAUCCUGAGCACGCUGGGGCUGCGACCCUCGACCACCGACUGCGACAUCGUGCGCCGCGCCUGCGAGAGCGUGUCUACGCGCGCUGCGCACAUGUGCUCGGCGGGGCUGGCGGGCGUCAUCAACCGCAUGCGCGAGAGCCGCAGCGAGGACGUAAUGCGCAUCACUGUGGGCGUGGAUGGCUCCGUGUACAAGCUGCACCCCAGCUUCAAGGAGCGGUUCCAUGCCAGCGUGCGCAGGCUGACGCCCAGCUGCGAGAUCACCUUCAUCGAGUCGGAGGAGGGCAGUGGCCGGGGCGCGGCCCUGGUCUCGGCGGUGGCCUGACUGUGGGGACAAUCUAUAAAGAGUCUGCGUCACAUGCAUGAAGACACUUCAGUAUCUCGGCAAUGCCCUCCAGACAGCUCCUCCAGCCAUCUGUGCCAAGGGGAGUGUGAGGAGUGACAGACCAGGCUGUAGGAACAGGAAUGGGGUGUCAUGGGGGAUGGCAGAGCAGUGGACAGUACACUGCCUGGCCCGGGCCCCUGCUUGCCUGCCCAUGGAAUGUGUGCAGAGGGAGUGCCAGGCCAGGUGCUGCUCUGGAGAAGUGGGGGAAUGAGGCUGGUCCUGCUGCAGGUCAGUCUCAGCACCGUCCUGUCCAGUCAGAGUCACUUAGGUUUGCCAGUGAGUAGGGGCCCAGAUACAUGUUGGAUUUCUAAGGUCCCUCCAGAUGCUCCUGUCAGUGGAACGCCUAUUUAGAGUUAGCCAAGCGUAGGCAUAAUGCCAUCUUUCUGCAGCAUAAAAUACAGUGACAUAGAAACAUAUUUGUGUGAUUUUCAUGCAUUCCUUUUUUGAUGAGAGAUAUUACCCAGCUAAUUAGGAACAACUGUUUUGUUUCCUUCAGAUCAUAACCCAAAGUUGUGAUUUUGAAAAGUCAUGUCCCCCUUCAGAUUUCUUGUUUUCUGCUACUUCUCAUGUGGAAUUGCUUUGGCUCUUCUUAGUUCUCUUGAGUCUAAAUUAUUCCUUAUAAGUUGGUGCAAGCAUCUGAUUAUUUUGUUAUCAUUACUGUUAUGCUCAAGCAUUCACAGAGUGGAACACAUUUUAAUAUCAAUUGCUUUCUAUUUCUCCUUUAUAUUACAGUUCAGGACAUUGUAUUAAUUAUUAAAAUUCUAUUCGUAGGUAGGUUAUAUGACUGAAUUGAAAUAGAUAAAAUGAAUUUCUUUUCUAGAUAACAAAGGAGGUGUCAUAAAACACUUGUUAUGGGCCAGUGUGAUGGCUCAUGCCUAUAAUCUCAGUGCUUUGAGAGGCUGAGGUGGAGGAUUGCUUGAGGCCAGGAAUUUGAGACCAGCCUGGGGCAACAUAGCAAGACC